Tripterygium wilfordii is the source of this 714-nucleotide messenger RNA. RefSeq lists its product as uncharacterized. The coding region runs from base 1 to 714 and encodes 237 amino acids. The transcript is spliced from 3 exons. Lineage: Eukaryota; Viridiplantae; Streptophyta; Magnoliopsida; Celastrales; Celastraceae. The record is from RefSeq and is a predicted model, not a curated record.
AUGGCAACCAAGACUGCAGGAGCAGGAGCUACCGGCAAGCGAUCUUACGAGGAUUUUGAACCAUUCUGCAAAUGGCAGAAACAGGAAGAACAUGACACUCUUGAAGUCCAUCUUCAUGGUUUGAAGAAGGAUCAAUUGAGAGUUCAACUGAACAAUCUUGGGGUUCUAACAAUCUCCGGAUCGCGUCCUCUGGAUGAAACAAGAUGGAGCAGAUUCCACAAAGAAAUCAAAGUGUCAAAGGAUUGUAAACGAAAUGAAAUCCAUGCCAAGUUCUCUAAUGGCAUUCUCUAUGUAGUGAUGCCUAAGCGAUCAUCACAAUCACAAGAUCAAGCAAUCCCAAAAACAAACAGUCAUAACAAAGAAAACCCAAAACAAGCUCAAAAUGCGACCAAGGAAUCCAUGGAUGUCACGGGUACAUCGACUAGUAUCAGUGGCGAAACUGAUAAGAGCUUCAAGGGAAGAGUUUCAAGGCUUGUUAGGGCUAAGCCGAUGAUCGUGGGGGUGGCUGCUGUGGCAGUGGCGGUUGUGGUGGUGCUUGUAGGGAUAUAUGCAGUCUGGUUCUUAAGCUACAGAAUGGGCCCAGGGGCAAUUUCGUAUUUUAAUAGUCUUACCCUUCUCUUCCCUUCUGCUCCGGCAAUCGGACAACGGUUUUUAAGUUCACAGUACAGAAUCAGAUACAUGAAAGAGGAGACAUUAACUCCACCUGAAAAUUAA